UUACUAGCAGCUGAUGCUAUGGUAGUCGGCACCGAACAACGAACAAGGCAUUGGGGAUGGCGGGUACGCUAACCAAGUUUUCCAAAACUCUAGGGCAGAUUUCAAGCAAAUCGUCCAAUUUCGCAGCUCCAGUGCAUCUAUCGCAACAUAGAAACUAUGCAGCGCAGCGCGUGGUUGCCAAGAAUGCAGUGGUGGAGAUGGAUGGCGAUGAAAUGACCCGUAUUAUAUGGGCCAGUAUCAAAGAGAAGCUCAUCUUUCCAUACGUUAAGGUCGAGAGUCUGUACUACGACUUGGGACUGCCCCAUCGUGAUGCUACUGAUGACCAAGUUACCAUAGACGCCGCGUAUGCCGUUCUCAAACACAAUGUAGGCAUCAAGUGUGCUACCAUCACUCCAGAUGAGGCUCGAGUGGAAGAGUUCAAACUCAAGGAAAUGUGGCUGAGCCCCAAUGGCACUAUCCGAAACAUCCUGGGUGGGACGGUGUUCAGAGAGCCAAUCAUCUGCAAGACAAUCCCCAGGCUGGUGCCUGGCUGGACCAAAGCUAUCAUCAUUGGACGUCACGCAUUCGGAGAUCAGUACAAGGCUACUGAUAUUGUGGUACCUGGCCCAGGAAAGGUGGAGCUGGUGUUCACACCUCAGGGUGGUGGGGAGAAGCAGAGGAUGGAGGUGUAUACCUUCAAGGGGCCAGGCGUGUCUAUUGGAAUGUUCAACACGGAUGAAUCUAUUCAGGCUUUUGCACACUCCAGUCUGCAGCUGGCACUGCAUAAGAAAUGGCCGCUCUAUCUGUCCACAAAGAACACUGUACUAAAAAAAUAUGAUGGUCGUUUCAAGGAUAUUUUCCAGGAGAUUUAUGAAAGGGACUACAAGGAACAGUUUGAAGCCGCCAAAAUCUGGUACGAGCAUCGACUUAUUGAUGACAUGGUUGCGCAGGCACUCAAGUCAAGUGGUGGUUUUGUGUGGGCUUGCAAGAACUACGACGGUGACGUGCAGUCUGACAUUGUAGCGCAAGGAUACGGUUCACUUGGGCUCAUGACAUCAGUUCUGAUGUGUCCCGAUGGUAAAACAAUCGAGUCCGAGGCAGCUCAUGGCACAGUCACGAGACACUACAGGCAACACCAGAAGGGUCUUCCUACAUCUACGAACCCCAUCGCAUCAAUCUUCGCAUGGACACGUGGCCUGUCACACAGAGCAAAGCUUGACAGUACACCCGAACUUGACAGGUUUGCGCUGAGCUUGGAAGAGGCAUGUGUAGAAUGUGUGGAUAGUGGGAAGAUGACCAAGGAUCUUGCAGGAUGCAUACAUGGACUUCCCAAUGUCAAGGAGGGGAUGUACCUCAACACCGACGACUUCCUGGAAGCAAUUGCCGAGCAACUCAACAGGAAGGUAUCUUCAAAAUGAUCAAGAGGACAUUAGGCACACAGAGGAUCAUUCCAAUGGAAACUAACUAGAGUCACAGGGAAAUCUGUGUAUUCACAUAAAUGUACAGUCAUUAAAAGAGAUCAGAAUAAGUGGCUAUUAACAACAUUUAACUUAAUAAUAAUUUAUAAGUAAUGUUA
This is a messenger RNA of Zootermopsis nevadensis, 1555 nucleotides long. Its product is annotated as isocitrate dehydrogenase [NADP] cytoplasmic. Gene Ontology annotation, molecular function: magnesium ion binding; isocitrate dehydrogenase (NADP+) activity; NAD binding. The record is from RefSeq and is a predicted model, not a curated record. NCBI's taxonomy places the organism in Eukaryota, Metazoa, Arthropoda, Insecta, Blattodea, Termopsidae. Gene Ontology annotation, biological process: isocitrate metabolic process; NADP+ metabolic process. Gene Ontology annotation, cellular component: mitochondrion.